GACAGCUCUCAGAUUUAAAUAGGAUUCUGGGCUACAUUUAGAGACAGGCUGCUGUUGAGAGCGUGAGAGGAGCUGGAGGAGGGAGAAGCAGCAAGGAGCAGCAAGGAGCUGCAAGGAGCAGCAAGGAGCAGCAAGGAGCAGCAAGGAGCAGCAAGGAGCCAGACCAGGAACUUGAGCCAGAGUUGGAGUCAAAAAGUUGCUUUUGCCAAAGAAUCAGCAACUACAGAAGUUGAAAACAUGCUGGUUAUCUUGGGACUGCUCAUCUCUUUCCUUUCUUUCCUGUACAUGAUAGCUCCAUACAUCAGAAAGUUCUUCGCUGGUGGGGUUUGUAGGACAAAUGUGCAGCUUCCUGGUAAGGUAGUGGUGAUCACCGGCUCCAACACAGGCAUCGGCAAGGAGACGGCCAGGGAGCUCGCUCGCAGAGGAGCUCGAGUAUACAUCGCUUGCCGAGAUACACAGAAGGGGGAGUCUGCCGCCAGUGAAAUCCGAGCUGAUACGAAGAACUCCCAGGUGCUGGUGCGGAAACUGGACCUAUCUGAUACCAAAUCCAUUCGAGCCUUUGCUGAGGGCUUUCUGGCAGAGGAAAAGCAGCUCCAUAUUCUGAUCAACAAUGCAGGAGUGAUGAUGUGCCCAUAUUCUAAGACAGCUGAUGGUUUUGAAGCCCACAUAGGAGUCAACCACCUGGGCCACUUCCUUCUCACCCACUUGCUCCUGGAGCGGAUGAAGGAGUCUGCUCCUGCACGGGUGGUGAACGUGUCAUCGGUGCUCCACCAUGUUGGCAAGAUUCACUUCCAUGACCUCCAGGCUGAGAAGAACUACAAUUCAUGUUUUGCUUAUUGCCACAGCAAGUUGGCCAAUGUGCUUUUUACUCGUGAGCUGGCCAAGAGGCUCCAAGGCACUGGCGUCACCACCUACGCAGUACACCCAGGCGCUGUCCACUCUGAACUGACCCGGAACUCCUUCCUGAUGUGCAUGAUCUGGUGGCUCUUCUCCCCCUUCAUCAAGUCGGCAUGGGAGGGGGCGCAGACCACCCUGUACUGCACCCUGGCUGAGGGCCUGGAGCCCCUGAGUGGCAACUACUUCAGAGACUGCAAGAGGGCCUGGAUGUCUCCAAAGGCCCGAAAUAACAAAACGGCUGAGCGUCUAUGGAAUGUCAGCUGUGAGCUUCUAGGAAUCCAGUGGAAAUAGAGCUGAUAGAAGAGUCAUAUAUUUAUCAGGUACAAUCCACACCAUAAUGAAAGGGGACCAAGGAGAAGGCUAACCUUGAAGGAUUGUCCUGCCGGCUGGCUGCUGUUGUGAAUCCUGCUCUGCUCCAAUUCUCCUGACCCUUCUGGAAAUCUUUAUAUACCCAACCCUCUUUGUGAGGCUGGUUCAUGGCAUGAGAUAGUCACACCAACAGAACAGUCUUCUCUGAGACUUGCAGAUUCAGCUACCCUCUCAGGGCAAGAGGAGUAGGCAAAUGCCAGCAUGGGCAUGAAGAUGGCCAAAGAGCCUGGAAAAUUAGGUCAAUUUCCUCACCAGUACCAGAAACAUCAGCCAGCAUUCUCAGCUGAGGCGACAAGAGCAUCAGCAUUACCUAUUCUAGGGACUAUAGACUCAAACUCUUGAUCGAUCGCUUUCCUCUUUGAAAUACGAGUCACAACUCUGGAAUCUAGACCAGCUCAGGAACAUCUUGGCUUAACCUUCACCAACUUUGAUUCUUUUCCCUGAGCACCCUGGAGCCAUUGCAUGAAGCUGGACUUUCUCAUUUUCUGUUUUCAGUUCUUUUUUAAAAAUUAAAAGAAAUUGUUUUUUAGCUUUACUGAGAUAUAGUUGACAUACAACAAUGUAUAAGUUUAGACCUUCCCAUUUUCAAUCAUGUAGAUGGCUUUUGUCCUCGAGUUCCCUUCACUUCAAUUUUUAGAGGAAAUAAAGACUGCAUUUACAUCUCA
Pteropus alecto (black flying fox) is the source of this 1931-nucleotide messenger RNA. It is a transcript of the gene RDH12, whose product is annotated as retinol dehydrogenase 12. The record is from RefSeq and is a predicted model, not a curated record. The transcript is spliced from 7 exons. The coding region runs from base 238 to 1188 and encodes 316 amino acids. NCBI's taxonomy places the organism in Eukaryota, Metazoa, Chordata, Mammalia, Chiroptera, Pteropodidae.